This is a messenger RNA of Phalaenopsis equestris, 868 nucleotides long. RefSeq lists its product as uncharacterized. The record is from RefSeq and is a predicted model, not a curated record. Bases 251 to 868 code for a protein of 205 amino acids. The transcript has a single exon. NCBI's taxonomy places the organism in Eukaryota, Viridiplantae, Streptophyta, Magnoliopsida, Asparagales, Orchidaceae.
AUGUCAAAAUUAAACAAGCAAUUACCAUCACUAAAAUAAAAUCUUAUGUUUGACCAAGGCCCAUUGCCCAACACAAACCUUCCAAAGGUAACGUCACCAUUUACUUAAACAGAAAUUCCGGAACAUCGUAACACAGUUCUCGAAUCAAACCGUCCCAGCUUCUGAAUCCGAAGCGAAGAGAUCGAUAAAUCGAUCGAUCGACGAAUUUCUCAGAAAGCAAAUGGCUUGAUUCUGAUCUCCAUUCCUUCGGAUGAAGUGCAAGAAGCAUCCCUACGAGGCCGGCGACGGCGUCUGCGCAUCCUGUCUCCGUGAACGUCUCUACGCCCUCAUUGCCGCCCAGAACAAGCUCUCACCCCCCGCCGGCGUACCCGAUCCUCGACCUUCUCCGCUCAAUCGUCAUCUCCCCUUCCCGAGAUCCGCUUCCCCAUGUUUCUCCCACCGCAGAUCGCUUGGCUCCGAGGCCUCUGCUUUCAACCGCUUCUUCAGCACUCCUACCAAUGGUAAUCUCACCCGCCCAAAACAUUCUUCUCUCUUGCCUUCCAUCUUCGGUCGUUCCAGAUCUGAGUCGUGGGAAUCCCGAUCGCCCUUUUCGUGGCUCUCCGCCCUAAUGCGGAGGAAGAAAUCGGGAAAAUCGUUGGAGGCCGUCGGUUUGCAUCUGCCGUUGGAACGGGGAAUGUCACUGGUGAGGGAUCGGGAGGAAGAUCACGGAGAAGUUUCGGGAUACUCUUCCGAUUUUUCCGCCGUUGGGGGGAUGCCGGGACCAACCCCGAUUCGGAAGCCGGGCCCCCGGCGGGGUAAGGGGGAUCUCUGGCUUCGCGGUUUGCCUGAACCCGUUGGUUCGGUCGAACCCGAAUCCCCGGCGGGCUGA